Molecule: messenger RNA, 759 nt
Organism: Trichoderma citrinoviride
Lineage: Eukaryota; Fungi; Ascomycota; Sordariomycetes; Hypocreales; Hypocreaceae
Exons: 2
Coding region: 1-759 (252 amino acids)
Source: RefSeq, a predicted model, not a curated record
AUGGCCGUCCGACCAUCACCAUCGCGGUGUCGCGCCUCCUCGCGCCAGUCACGAUCCUCGACUGCUGCCAAGGGCCGAACCAUCGACAAGGGUCCAUCUCCCAAGCCAGAUUCAUUUCGCUCCUUCGCCAGGCUCCCCGCCGAGCUCCGCCUCAAGAUCUGGGCGGCCAGCCUCCCCGGCCCUCGCCUCGUGUCCAUCCAGUGCGGCAGCAACAUCUCGUCCGUGACCAAGCCCAGCCCGAGCAUCGCCAACGCCGGAUGCACGUCGCCGGCGCCCAUCCCCGCCAGCCUGCACGCCUGCGCCGAGUCCCGCGCCGAGGCCCUCAAGACGUACCGCCCCAGCUUCGGCUUCUUCCGCGCGCCCGGCCACGUCCUGUUCAACCCGGACGUCGACAUCAUGUACUUUGGCCCCCGCGAGGGCUUCAUGGCCGCGGACUCGCAGUUCCACACCUGCAUGACGCUGUGCGAUCCCGCCGUCAACGACGCCCUGUUCUGGACGGGCCCCUCGUACAACUCCCUCACGGCCGCCAGCUUCACCCUCGAGCUGCUGAGGCAGAUUGCCAUGCGCAUGACGGGCCUGCGGGAGCUCAUUUUUGUGCCCUGGGAGGACGAGCUGGUGGUGGACGAGGCCGUCGUGCACGAGCGCAUGGCGAGGCAGAUCCAGACGGCGAUGCAGAGCGUCACACGGCUGUGUCCGUCGUGGCAGCCGCCCCCGUGGAGGAUUGUUCCCUUGAACCAGCUGCCCAGCCCGACUGGCUGA